Chara braunii is the source of this 3046-nucleotide messenger RNA. Lineage: Eukaryota; Viridiplantae; Streptophyta; Charophyceae; Charales; Characeae. The record is from the annotation of a GenBank genome assembly.
GCCGAUCUGAGACAGGUGCUUGAGAGGAAGCAGCGGGAAGUAAUUGCACGUCUGCUCAGCAGGCGCCAGGGGUGGGAAAGCGCGAAGAGGGGGGCGACGGGACCGGCACACGGAGGAAAGGAGGGGAAAAACGAGGGACGUCACGAUGAGUCAUCUUGGUGCCUCGGGUAGCAAAAUGUCGGUCCAAGGAACCAACGACGAUGCCACGCUCAGUAAAAUGUCGUGUAUAAAAAAGGGGUACAUUACGAAUGACAAUUUUGUGCAGUAUUUUGUCCGCCGGCCCACCAAGCGUUCACCUAUCAUCAAUAGGGGCUAUUACGCAAGAUGGGCUGCAAUUCGAGGCCUCAUUCUGCAAUUUUUAUCUGCAGGAAAAGAAGGGGCCAAUGAAGAAACUCCAAAAAAGCAGAUCUUAUCACUGGGAGCUGGAUUCGAUACAGUCUUCUUUCAGUUAAAGGAGGAUGGAAAGCAACCUCAUCGAUUCUAUGAGAUAGACUUCCUAGAGGUCACUUCCAGAAAAGCUGGAAUAAUCGGUGCCACGGAUGCUCUCAGGAGUAAGCUUGGCGGAAAUGCGGUCAUCUCUAAAGAACAGGGAGAGGUUACCAGUAACGAUUACUGCCUGCUGCCGGCUGAUCUAAGAGACCUCACAGCUUUGAACAAGGUCCUCGAUAACGCAGGGUUUGACCCAAGCUUGCCCACUCUGGUUCUUGCGGAAUGUGUUUUGAUCUAUCUGGAUCCACAAGCUAGUCGGAGUCUCAUAAAGUGGGGCGCUCAGAAACUCUCAACUGCAGUCUUCAUUAUUUACGAGCAGAUGCGAGGAUGCCCUUUACUUGGAAUUGAUGAUACCCCAACUUUAAGAGCCAAGGAGGAGCGCUUCACAGAAGCAUGUUGGCAGCGCGCAGUUGCACUGAACAUGGACAAUAUCUAUAGCUGUCAUUUGGAUCGAGAUGAUAUUCGCAGGAUCGAGCGGCUUGAGAUAUUUGACGAGUUUGAAGAGUGGCACAUAAUGCAGGAGCAUUACUGCAUUGCUUAUGGAAUCAAAGAUCAAUUGGGAAUUCUGGAAAAGUUCGGCUUCUCUCAAUGACAGGUCGACGAGAUCAUCUCAACGACUCUCAAAAAGGAUCGGGCAGAUAAACCUGGUGGUUGGCAGGUCAGGUUUGCGAUCUGCUCUCAUUCAGUCGUAUGUUUCCCCUCAGGGGAUUCUGAGGAUGUUUGUGACGCUGGCCUAUCUUCCGUCUCCGAGCAAGCCCAUCUUUUCAAUGGCAGGACGUUAUACGACCUUUGGUCCAAAACCAUCAGAGAGAACUGCAAUGCAUUGUGUGAGUUGCGGCACGGUGAGAGCGAAGGCAUGAGUCGAUUGAUGGCUGCAGCUGACGUCCACUGGAUGACAAGUAUCUUGGACACGGCCACACGAGAAAAAAUGGUUGGUGAUUGUCGCGCAAUGCCUUGGUUUGGCAUUGUUGAACACUACUUACGGCUGACGAUGCACUGCUGUUAUUCCUUGCCAGUGUCUUAUGGAGCUGGUCUGCUAAGGACCCAUCUUAACACCAAGUCAGGUAAUGAGCAGAAGCAGUGAGAUUCUCUUGGGCCAUGCUCGCACUCGGGACUUUUUGAAAUGUUUCCUGAUCGCGAUCGGAGCCCGAUCUACCAUGUUCACCCCGAUCGAACGCCCAGUCAUUAUAGCUGUAUUUGGUGCAACAUGUUCACCCCGAUCGAACGCCCAGUCAUUAUAGCUGUAUUUGGUGCAAGUUUCGGUCCAGGUGCGGUGAUAAUGACAGGGCGUUCUAUUCGGGUGAAGACAUUAGCCAAUACAAUCCAUGUGUGAGUCUGCCUUUAUACGGUCUGACUGUGCUGAAGCGUUUGAGAGCUUCACGGAUUGCUACAAUUCACUCCGACAGCAGUUCCUGCCGCUGGAUGCUAGAGCGUCGAAGUUGUGAAUGAGAAGGCGAGCGAUUGGAAGGAACAGAGGAGGAUUUUGCACAUCAGAGGGCAGCACGGACUCAAAAUGAUGGCAUUUGGAAUACUACGGAGGGGAAUGCUUCCUCCUUGUUUCGGGUUUCAUCACUGACCAGGUGCAUUGCCGCGGAGAAACAACUCCCAGAUCCCCGACUCCCUUGCAAGGAUGUAGAGGCAAGGUGAGGGCUUCACUUGCAGCCUCUGCGGCUCCUUCCGCUUCAAGUGAGUCAUCACUGUAAGUGUAAACUCUGGCGAGCCUGCUGUAGUAAAAAGGGUGGAUGAAAAACUACCUGGACUAAGAUUGGCAUUGAAGACUACGAUGCGUCAUCUUGAAAUGACGAUGACCAAAUGGAUAGAGCAUGGCCAGUGUCAGCAAUGCGCAUCAUGACGAGAGUCGUUGGAUGCCGUGCACUGGCCACCCACCUGCACCAGCUGGGAUCGUACUGGUCCCCGAUCAGUUUCCUUGCAACAGGCCUAUUUUCACGUGCUCUGAGCUGAUCGCUUUGGUGUCUUGGAAGUGCGCUGCAGCGUCCUCGUUUCCAUUGCGACAGACCCCCAAGAAGGGAAUUGGCUGACCAGCACCUUGCCUCGUGGUGGUGGUUCAAUGCUGCUUCCAUGACUUGAUUCAUUUGUUGUCCCGUGGAGGAUGGUUUCAAUGCUGCUUCACACAUAUGAAUCGGCGGCCACCGUCGUAAGAAGUAAAGCAGGUGAGUGGCUGGGAGUUUCUACCACUGAGGUUUGUUUUUGAAGCUAUGGUUUUAUCUGGUUUUGCUGCAAGAAUGAUUUUACGCGUGAUGCACUGUUCCCCAGUUUUCUUUUUGUGGAAAGGGGAGAGUGAAGCCGUACCAAGGUAAAGAGUGCAAUUACCUUGUUAUAAAAAUAUUCUUGCUCUUUUGGAUGGCAUGCGUAAGUGGCACGUUUUACAUUAUCAGUGUCUCUUUGCAAGCUUCGCAUUUGACGGGCCAACCCCAGCCUUGAAGAGGGAGAUUCUACUCAGAUUGGUGAGUACAGGAGGUAAUUGUCUAAGGUUAUGAGAUGUGUCCUCUUCAGUGUUUUCCCUCUUUUGUUGUUGAAAUGAAAGAGGAAUGGAAAG